Messenger RNA from Danio aesculapii, 1050 nucleotides. RefSeq names its product histone-lysine N-methyltransferase SETD5-like. The coding region runs from base 1 to 1050 and encodes 349 amino acids. The transcript is spliced from 8 exons. Lineage: Eukaryota; Metazoa; Chordata; Actinopteri; Cypriniformes; Danionidae. The record is from RefSeq and is a predicted model, not a curated record. Gene Ontology annotation, molecular function: protein binding.
AUGGCACCGCGAGUACCCCCUCUUAAAGAUGCCAUGCAUCAUGUUGUUGCAAGGAAUGACAAAUCAAAACUCGAAAUAAAAUACAUCAAUGCUGUGAAAGGACGUGGGCUAUUUGCAAAAGGUUCAUUUUGCAAAGGUGAUUUUGUAGUCGAAUACAGGGGGGAGUUUAUAAAUAAUGCUGAGCUGGAGAGGAGGAGAAAAAUUUAUCACCCGUCUUGUUCCAUUUUCAUGUUUGAGUUUAAAUGGAGAGGGAAAACAUGGUGCAUCGAUGCAUCCAGGGAUGAUGGAUCAUUUGGACGGAUAGUUAAUGAUGACCACAUCCAUCCAAAUUGUAAGGUCAAGAAAAUAGAUGUAAGUGGAAAGCCACAUCUCUGUUUAUUUGCAAUUAAAGACAUCAAAGAAGGAGAAGAAAUUGCAUACGAUUAUGGAUCAGAUGACUGCCCAUGGAGAACUCAAAUGACUAGCAUGGCCGCUAAUAGCAGCGCAGCAGAUGACUCCAACCCUUCACUCCACUCUGAAACUCAGAUGGGUAAAGCUUCUGAUUCAGCAAGGUCUCCUCAACAGAUGACUAGCAUGGCCCUUAAUAGCGACGCAACAGAUGACUCCAACCCUUCACUCCACUCUGAAACUCAGAUGGGUAAAGCUUCUGAUUCAGCAAGGUCUCCUCAACAGAUGACUAGCAUGGCCGCUAAUAGCGACGCAACAGAUGACUCCAACCCUUCACUCCACUCUGAAACUCAGAUGGGUAAAGCUUCUGAUUCAGCAAGGUCUCCUCAACAGAUGACUAGCAUGGCCGCUAAUAGCAGCGCAGCAGAUGACUCUGACCCUUCACUCCACUCUGAAACUCUGAUGGGUAAAGCUUCUGAUCUGUCUCCUCAACAGAUUGAGAGACAGCAUCAAAUUGAAAAUGAGAUUAGUGUGCCAAAACUCAGACGGACAAAAAGUAUCUUGGUAAGUUUUCAAAUUCAAAGGUCGCUCAAUGUCUUUUUUGUAAUAAUCAGGGAUUUUGCUUGGAGCUGCAAUCAGAAUAUCUUUAUUAGCAUUCACUGA